GUGAAGAAACAAGCUUUUGGAGUUGAGUUGACGCUUUGCUUCUGAGCUUUCUCUACACCUCUGUCUCUCAGACUGCUGAUCAGAGCUCUGUUGUAGCUCCUGUUCUGCGCCCCCAGCCAUGGAUCCUAUGGUUAACAGCUCAUAACACUCAAAGCUGUUUCUUCUAACUUCAUAUCAAAACCUACAAGCUGGGAUGAAUCUUAAUCUGAAGAAGAUGGAAGUUUAUUUCCAAAAUUCAAGCAAAUAUAUGGAAUCAAAUGGAUGUAUUGGUAGCAAUGCAGAUUGCAUUUGCAAUAGUGUAGUUUUUAAUAUUCACAUUACAGGUUCCAUAAAAGUAAAUAUAGAUUAAAUGUUGCCAAAUAUGUUCUGUAAGCAUCAUUGCCGCUUCUUAUCAAAGGAGUGAGUCAGAGUGCUGCUGAAUUCUAGAAGAUUGGGGACCACCUGUUUAUGUGAAUACUUCUAGCUACCUGUUUUGGGAUAUUGUUCCUGUUUAGGGCUGAUUUUAGGGCAGUUCUGUCCUGUGCCUGUUUCACCAAGGGAGCUAAAGAAAGUUCUAAGGAAGACAUUGGUAAAGACUCCUAAAUUACAAGCUGUGGAUGUGACUUACCAUUGAAAACUCAGUUACUGUUUGUAGACCUCAGAUUUCCUUUUCCUAUCUCCCUUUCUUUGUUGCUGUCUAGCUCUUUUUCUCAUUAUAGGGCGAGAGAAAAAAAUAAGUGGGGGUUUUUAUAAGAAGAUGCCAAGUUCUAGCCCGUGAAGCUUCUAAUAUGGUUAACCAGAGUCUAGAGUGUAUGGUUGGCUGGCAGGCAUUCUUACUCAACCUCGGAGUUUAAUUUCUUAAGUUUAUCCCCUUCUCUGUGGAGAAAUAAAGGUAGUGAAGAAGCCAGAACAUAGCUGUGAAAGAAGGAGCUAUUCCCUAUGACAUGUAUGGUUCUGUCUCUGUUUUCUUCUCUGUCUUUUUCCUGAUAAGACAAGAAAAGAAGCCAGAGAGAACAAACCUCUCAAUGUCCUGUAGGUUCGUCCAGCUGCCUUCCAUAAGCUGACUCUUGUUGAUGCCAGAGCUACUCCUGCUUGACUUCUUCACUAGCCGUAGUUUUGCCUUUCUCUAUUUUGAUGGGGCAGCAGGGGCAGCUGCUGGCAGCAUCACUCCGAGUUCACUUGUAUGUUUUUACUAAUGUUUAGAAGUAUGGGAAGGGGGGAAAGUAGCUGAAGAAGAGAGUCAUCUAAAAGCAGGCAAAGGUGAAUAGAGUCAAGUGAUCAGUUCUGCAAUGUGCUUAUUAGGUAAUCACAGAAUUGAGCCAAAAGAUUCAACUAGAAGCAGACAAAGGGGAUGUAGAGUCAAGUGACCAAUUCUGCUAUGGGCUUGUUAGAUAAUAGCAAAAUAGAGCCAAAGCGCACAUGGCAUUUCUCUGGCCUGAUAUAAUAAAAACAUCACCUCCCUCGAAGUUGAAUAUUAAUGGAAAAGUCUAAUUUGUUUAGAUCGAUUUCUGUAAAUCAAUAAGUAGGUAGGCAUUGCAUCAGCAGCUUAGAUGAUUCAGCUCGCCCAUGUGAGAUUUUAGUUUCCUAUCACAAGUGAAGAGUAAGAGCAAAUGUUGUGUUAUUAGCCACAUUAAUUUAAUGUCUUGCAUAUUAGAAUAGCUAAGCAGGCAGUGGAGAUAUUACGAUUAUCAUAGAAUCAUUUGGUUGGAAAAGACCUUGAGAUCAUAGAGUCCAAUUGUACCUGUCCACUAAACCAUUAAUUUAGUAAUAUAUAUAGUAUAUAUUAUAUAACCAAAAGCUUUAUCAGCCAUCAAGACCUUGUUCCUCAAGAACUACAGUAGCUAAAUAGACAGGUCAUGUAGAGUCUUAACGAUUUCAUUUCCACAUCAAAUAAUGAUGUGCUGUGGUUAGUGUCUUUUUGUAGUGUUGUAGUGCUAUUUGAAGCCUGGUGAAAAUGCUGCUCUUUGGAGGAAGAAGCUGAGUCCAUGGGCACUCAAUAAACUUCUGCCUUUUUGCACAGAAGUAGAAGACUCUUGUUUCAGGAGAUGAUAACAGAGUCCACUCCGUUACGUUGCAGGAAGCUCAGCAAUCCUGACAUCUUUUCAUCUGCUGGGAAAACCAAGCUCCAUCGUCAGCUAAGUCAAGAUGACUGCAAGCUACGAAGAGGUAGUUUGGCAAGUUCUUUGUCAGUUUUAGAUCUCUGCAGACAAGAGGAGUCUCUAUUAUUUACACAUAAUCUUGAAAAUGAGCAAACCAUGAAAAUCAUGUCCACAGCUGUAAGCAGCUUGAAUGGGACUGGCGAAAAAGGAAAACAGCUACUUCCCAUAUCAAACAGUGUUCACAGUGGAGUGGGACAGCCGAUAUGGCAGCCACCUGGAGAUACCUCAAACCUGGUCCGCAUGAGAAAUCAGUCCUUAGGACAAUCUGCUCCUUCACUUACUGCUGGUUUGAAGGAGCUCAGUCUCCCCAGAAGAGGAAGCUUAAUCUCCUCUCCUUUGUACUCCCACUGCCGAGGAAGCGAUGUUCAUCAGCACAUGUUCUCUCCUACAUCUGCUCCAGGUCUGCAGCACCUUAAAUUCCCAUUUAGUGCUGACUGUGCACUUGUUACUUCUCCUCUAGUAUUUUACCUGAACUCACGACCCCAGAGCAAUCCGUCUAGUCCAUGCUACAGCCAUCCUUUUCAGUGGAGCUGUCGGACAAGCAACAGAAAGAGUUUGAUCGUAACAUCCAGCACAUCUCCAACUCUUCCGCGACCACAUUCCCCUCUUCAUGGACACGCAGGUAGCAGCCCUUUGGACAGUCCCAGGAACUUCUCUCCAAAUGCACCUGCUCAUUUUUCCUUUGUUCCUGCCCGAAGCCACAGCCACAGAGCAGACAGGACGGAUGGACGCCGCUGGUCCUUGGCCUCCCUUCCUUCAUCUGGAUAUGGAACAAACACUCCCAGUUCAACAGUUUCAUCAUCAUGCUCAUCUCAGGAGAAGCUGCACCAGCUGCCCUUUCAGCCCACGGCAGAUGAACUUCAUUUCCUGACAAAGCAUUUCAGUACUGAGAGCAUCACUGAUGAGGAAGGGCGCCAUUCUCCAGCCUUGAGGCCUCGAUCUCGCAGUCUCAGCCCGGGUCGCUCCCCAAUUUCCUUUGACAGUGAAAUAAUAAUGAUGAAUCAUGUGUACAAAGAAAGGUUUCCAAAGGCCACAGCGCAGAUGGAAGAACGGCUGGCUGAGUUUAUUGCCUCUAAUGCUCCAGAGAAUGUGCUGCAAUUAGCAGAUGGGGUCCUAAGUUUCAUUCAUCAUCAAGUUAUUGAACUGGCCAGAGAUUGCCUAGAUAAAUCACGUGAAGGUCUUAUUACUUCUCGGUACUUUUAUGAGCUGCAGGAAAACUUGGAGAAACUUCUCCAGGAUGCCCACGAGCGAUCCGAGAGCUCCGAGGUUGCCUUCGUUACCCAACUUGUGAAGAAGCUGAUGAUUGUCAUUGCACGACCAGCUCGUCUGCUUGAGUGCCUGGAGUUUGAUCCUGAAGAGUUCUACCAUUUGUUAGAAGCUGCAGAAGGCCAUGCCAAGGAAGGGCAAGGAAUUAAAUGUGACAUUCCUCGUUAUAUUAUCAGCCAGCUGGGACUCACCAGGGAUCCCCUGGAGGACUGUCCUUUCCAGCCCUGUGUCUCAAAGGAGCAUUGCUGGGAAAUGGCCCAGCUGAAUAGCUAUGACAGCCCAGACACUCCUGAGACAGAUGAUUCAGUCGAGAGCCGUGGGGCCUCUGUCCAGUCAAAGAAAACUCCAUCUGAAGAAGAGUUUGAAACUAUUAAACUGAUCAGUAAUGGUGCUUAUGGAGCGGUGUAUUUGGUGCGACACAAGACCACCCGUCAACGUUUUGCCAUGAAGAAGAUCAACAAACAGAACCUAAUUUUGAGAAACCAGAUCCAGCAGGCUUUUGUGGAGAGAGAUAUCUUGACUUUUGCCGAGAACCCCUUUGUGGUCAGCAUGUUCUGCUCCUUUGAGACCAAGCGCCACUUGUGCAUGGUUAUGGAGUACGUGGAAGGAGGUGAUUGUGCUACGCUUCUCAAGAACAUUGGUGCCCUACCUGUUGAUAUGGCGAGGAUGUAUUUUGCUGAGACUGUUCUGGCAUUGGAGUACCUACACAAUUAUGGGAUUGUUCACCGUGACCUAAAACCUGAUAAUCUCCUGAUAACUUCCAUGGGUCACAUUAAACUAACAGACUUCGGACUGUCUAAAAUUGGGUUAAUGAGUCUUACAACUAACCUUUAUGAGGGACACAUUGAGAAGGAUACCAGGGAAUUCCUGGACAAGCAGGUCUGUGGGACUCCAGAAUACAUCGCACCCGAAGUGAUCCUGCGCCAGGGCUAUGGGAAGCCCGUGGACUGGUGGGCCAUGGGAGUUAUCCUGUAUGAGUUUCUAGUUGGCUGCGUUCCUUUCUUCGGGGACACACCUGAAGAGCUGUUUGGACAAGUGAUCAGUGAUGAAAUUGCCUGGCCAGAAGGUGAUGAUGCACUGCCACCAGAUGCCCAGGACCUCAUCUCUAAGCUUCUCCGCCAAAAUCCUCUGGAAAGAAUGGGAACAGGUAGUGCCUUUGAAGUGAAACAGCAUCGGUUCUUUAAAGAUUUGGACUGGAAUGGAUUACUACGGCAGAAAGCUGAAUUCAUCCCACAGUUGGAAUCUGAGGAUGACACAAGCUAUUUUGACACCCGUUCAGAACGGUACCAACACCUGGAUUCAGAAGAAGAGGAGGACACUAAUGAUGAUGAUCACGUGGAAAUUCGGCAGUUUUCCUCAUGCUCACCAAGGUUCAGCAAGGUGUACAGCAGCAUGGAACGUCUUUCCAUCCACGAAGAGAGGAAGACUCCACCACCAACUAAACGGAGUCUGAGUGAAGAAAAAGAUGACCGGCUGGACAGCCUUGGCGGCUUGAAGAGUCGAGACCGCAGCUGGGUGAUUGGGUCUCCUGAAAUACUGCGUAAGCGCUUGUCUAUGUCUGAAUCUUCACACACGGAGAGCGACUCCAGCCCACCCUUGACGGUCCGCCGACGCUGCUCAGGGCUUCUUGAUAUGCCCCGUUUUGCCAUCUCCGCCGAGGACGAGGGAGCUGCUCUCAAAAGGCCGCAGUCCGAGGGGAUGCUCUUGUCCGCUGUGCAGUCGCGGGAGGGGCUGCCAGUGCCCAUUCCAGAACAGCCUGUGGAGCAAGAGCUGCAGCUGGAAGGUGAUACCGGAUCCACCACCCCCUCCACGGCUGUCAGCAGCGCCUCAACGCUGACAGCUGGGAGCACUGCAGAUUUCUCUGAUCCACGCGCUCGCAGUAAUAGCAAUGACGGCCCAGAUCUUACCACUCCAAAAGCCAUCAGCGAUUUGGCAGUGCGGCGGGCACGGCACAGGUUGCUCUCUGGGGAAUCAGGGGAGAAACGUACCUCAAGACCUGUCAAUAAAGUGAUUAAAUCAGCAUCCGCUACUGCCUUGUCUCUCCUGAUUCCCUCAGAUCACCACACGUGUUCUCCAUUGGCCAGUCCAAUGUCACCUCAUUCUCUAUCCUCCAACCCAUCUUCGAGGGACUCCUCACCCAGCCGCGACUUUUCUCCUGCUAUCGCAAACCUGAAACCACCAAUCAUCAUCCAUCGGGCUGGAAAGAAAUACGGUUUCACUCUCCGUGCCAUUCGCGUCUAUAUGGGUGACAGUGAUAUCUACACUGUGCAUCACAUGGUCUGGCACGUGGAAGAAGGUGGUCCAGCGAACGAAGCAGGUCUGCGUGAAGGGGAUCUGAUAACCCAUGUCAACGGGGAGCCAGUCCAUGGGCUGGUGCACACAGAAGUGGUGGAGCUGAUUCUGAAGAGUGGAAAUAAAGUGUCCAUCUCCACCACGCCAUUUGAGAACACGUCCAUCAAAGUUGGUCCAGCUCGAAAAGCCAGCUACAAAUCCAAGAUGGCUCGUAGGAACAAGAAGAGCAAAACUAAGGAUGGUCAGGACAGUAAGAAGAAGAGUUCUUUGUUGAGGAAGAUCACUAAACAAGCAUCGCUGCUUCACACCAGCCGGAGUUUAUCUUCACUAAACCGCUCUCUGUCUUCUGGAGAAAGUGUGCCUGGCUCUCCAACUCACAACCUGUCUCCUCGGUCACCAACACAGAGUUACAGAUCCACUCCCGAGUCCGUGCACUCAGUUGGUGGCAAUUCUUCCCAGAGCAGCUCUCCCAGUUCCAGUGUUCCCAAUUCUCCAGCCAGCUCUGGACACAUCCGACCCAGCUCUCUGCAUGGACUAGCACCAAAGCUUCAAAGGCAGUACAGAUCUCCAAGGCGUAAAUCUGCGGGAAACAUCCCUCUGUCACCACUAGCUCACACUCCGUCACCAACCCCACAGUCCACAUCACCGCAGCGCUCCCCGUCUCCUCUACCAGGACACUCAGUUGGCAGCUCCAGUAUUAUUCAGUCUUUUCCAGUAAAACUACACUCCUCUCCACCGCUGGUGAGACAAAUUUCUCGCCCCAAAAGUGCUGAGCCCCCUAGGUCUCCUUUGCUAAAGAGAGUGCAGUCGGCCGAGAAACUGGCUGCCUCGCUGUCCUCUUCCGAGAAGAAGCUGGCUUCCUCACGUAAGCAUAGCUUGGAUAUCUCUCACUCUGAAUUUAAGAAGGAGAUGCUGCAGAGGGAUCCUAGUCUCCAGAGCUUACAAGAAUCUGUGAAUGAAACCACAGGUGGCAAACUCGGGCUAGCGGAAAAAGGGAUGUUGCAGAAGCCGGGUUCACGGAAGUUGGGUGCUAUUCGACAGGACAGAGUGGAGAGGAGGGAGUCUCUGCAAAAGCAAGAGGCCAUCAGAGAAGUAGAUUCUUCCGAAGAUGAAACAGAUGAUGGUUCAGAAGAUAGUCAGGAUGGGAGAAGACUGGACAAGCCCCCUGACAGUGGAGACCAAGGCUCAGAUUCUUUUAAUGAGGAUAAUAAGUUUUCAUCUAAAUUGGAAAGCAAGGAUAGUAUUGAAGAUGAUGCCUUUUUACCUGAAGAUCCAAAAGGUACAGAAGAUUUGCAGAAGGGAAAUAAUCAACAAGCCAAGCCUGUUUCAGAGCCACUGCAAAUCGGUGUGCACCCUUCCCCAUCAGAGGUCCUCCCAAGAACUUCUCCAGAAAAAUUACCUAAUUUGGAAAAAACAUUCCUAAGACCAGAAACAACUGCAAAGGAACAUAAAUUGCCAGAAAACAAAACUUUUGAGUGUUUUGGUCCAAAAGACAAGUCUUCUGAGGCAGUCAAAGACCUAGGGAGAACUACAAGUACUCAAAAACCAACAGAUCAUACAGAACAUAUGCAGUGCCCGUCUAUCAAACUCCUGGAACUUGAAGAAGGGGACUCUUCAGGGGCCACACGUGGUAAGCUUGACCUGAAAGACCCUCUGCUAACAGAAAGCGGUCAGAAAAAACAGGAUUCCAAACCUCUGCUGGCACUUUCUUCAUGGUGCACGGCAAGCACGAGCACUCCUGUUUCGGUAAGCCCUGUGGAUCACAGUGAGAAGGAUCGCAAGGAGACACUUCAGCCCGCAGAACAGCACAGCGCCUCAUUUCUGUCUCCUGGAAGCGUGAGCGAAAUGUCCCAAAAAAGUCCUGGUACUGAAAAACAGCCCAGCUCGUCCCAGGCAGAGAGCGCUUCACCCGCCAGCAAAACGAGCCCAGCAGGUCCUGUAUCCUCCACGCUCCUCGUCCCCGGUGCUAUCGAAAGAGCUCUCUCCGUGUCUCCGUUGGUGCCGCUAGCUCAGAGUGUGUUAGGUCCAUUGAAGCUCAGUGUGUCUGGUUCCGGAGAAGUGGAAAAGAGAAAGGAUUUCCCCCAUUUGGGUGCCUCCUGUAAAGACGAGAGAGAUCCGAAACAAAAAAGGCAGGAAACUUCACAAGCAGGAGCGUGUCAAGAGAAAGCCAAACUAUCAGGCACAGAGGGUCUGACCACAAGGAGCGGGUGCUGCGCAGAGUCUUUACACUCAGCAAAGCUCUGGGAGGCAACGUGCCCCAUGGCGGCCAAAAAAGAGGCAACUUUUUGCAGCGCUAAAGCACCUGAAGUAUUGGGAGGUAGCUGCAAAAUCGCUCCAUCGAAAGAGCUGUCUCACACUCUUGGACAAGCAGCUCUGAGAGCCUCUCCUCUGCCAGAUGGCAGCACGAGGCCCUGUAAAGAAGGGACCCUCGUGCAAGCAAAAAGCAAAGAGGUUGGAAAUCAGUUCAAAAUACAAGACUUUCCCCUGUCACAUGAUGGUGCUGUAAAGAAAACAUAGCAGCAUCCCUGGUACGUGUGGACUGGAGCAUUCUACAUUCAAAAUAGAGACUGCAUGUUUGAAUUUUGUAAUAUACACUAAUAUAAAAUAGAACUUGUGUACAUCUAUUUUUGGGAGGGUUUUUUUCAUACUGUUUUUUGUGUUUUUUCAUCCUUGCUAUUCUAUUUUUGUACACAGUGAUGCUUGCCGUUUGAGGUCUCUUUAGAACAGGGUAUCUUUAAAGCAGGACUUAAGAAACAGUUUGUUAAUUUUUUUCCCUUCCAGACCUUUUAUUUUGCCUGAGUUUACGGCCUGUUGUGCUCCUUCCUCUAAUCCCACAUUUAUUUGAGAUCCCAAAAAUUCCGAGUACAAAAAAGGCAGCUUACUUUUAAAUUUCUGCUUUUCAACCUUCUCUUUGAAAUGCCACUGAAAUUCACAAAUUUCAAGUUCGUUCUUUGAAUUUACUCUCUGCUGUCCUUUGACGAGGAGAAGAAACCACUCUCUUGUCCGCAAGUUAUUCUGGAGCUACAAAACCUCUUCGGGGCAAGGCAGACCUCUCUGUCACCGUGCGCAUUUACAGUCCAGGACACAGGGGCUGGAGGGGCCGGACAGAGAGAGAUCCCUGUCUUCCCUUUAAACCAAGUAAAAGCAUUUUUCAAUGGAAUUAUCAGAAAGAGAAAACCCCAAUCCGUAAGCUGGGUUUUUUUGGGAUUGUUUUUACUUAUCUUUUAUGGGACACAUGGCAACUUUCCCCUCUGUUUUUAACAGUGAUGUUUUAUCUUCCUUUCUCUGGCUUCAAUUCAUAACUUGCCCUGCCUCAGAAUAAAUGACCCCAGGAAAGGGGUGCCUUGUAGAUUGGUUUUAAAGUAGAGAAAUUUGUAGUCGCAUGUUCUCCAGUAUGUCUCGGGCAAAGCUGUCUCAAUGAUACAUGACCUUUGGAGACUUUUCCUUCUCUUGGUGAGUCUAUAAACAGGUAGGGAUUUUAAGGUGUUCCUUAACAUUUCUGAAUUGGGGCUUGGGAAACUUGCUGAGUUUUCUGCAUCUGCCCAUUUUAAAAACAAACAAAAAAACCUCUGAAGAGUUCUGACUCCUUGAGUUCUGUGGACAAGCUGCAAGCAGACUUCAAAAUACAUGUGAUAUUUUAAGAUUUCAGCUUUGAUAGCUAGACCAUUUCCACUGCUGAGGUCACUUUCCAUUAAAAAAAAAAUUGCUCUUUGCUCUUAGGUUUAGACAUUGCUUUUCUUUAGGUGUGACCGACUCUGGACAACAGUGCUCUUUGCUGAGGAUUAGAUCAAUAAUAAUACACCAAUAAACAUGUCGAGUGGUGA
Egretta garzetta (little egret) is the source of this 9520-nucleotide messenger RNA. RefSeq names its product microtubule associated serine/threonine kinase 2 (gene MAST2). Gene Ontology annotation, cellular component: microtubule cytoskeleton. Gene Ontology annotation, molecular function: ATP binding; protein serine/threonine kinase activity; microtubule binding. Lineage: Eukaryota; Metazoa; Chordata; Aves; Pelecaniformes; Ardeidae. The transcript has 33 exons. Gene Ontology annotation, biological process: intracellular signal transduction; peptidyl-serine phosphorylation. Bases 2025 to 8213 code for a protein of 2062 amino acids. The record is from RefSeq and is a predicted model, not a curated record.